Dibothriocephalus latus is the source of this 684-nucleotide messenger RNA. The record is from the annotation of a GenBank genome assembly. Lineage: Eukaryota; Metazoa; Platyhelminthes; Cestoda; Diphyllobothriidea; Diphyllobothriidae.
GCUGCGGGACAGGCAAAUGGCACUGCUACCGGCACCAACACCGCCUGCUUCCAGAGUCUCGCCUCCUCUACCACCACCACUGACGGCCACGAAAGGCGACAUCAGCGCUUGGAAGUCUUCUCUUCCUCCUCGUCCUCCUCUGCCCCACAGAACCGCCAUGGUCAACAGCAGCAGCAGCAUCAGCAGCAAUCCAACAACCAGCAGUCUUCGAGCAACCUCAUCACCGGAGCCGCAGCAUCCAAUUACUCGUCUUCCGCUGCGCGAAGUUGUGUUAUUGGCCUAGGGCGCUCCAGCGGCGGCGGUGCGCCCUCUGUCUUCACUGCUCAGAGUUCAAACGUGAAUCAAAGGAUUAUGCAGCUACAGCAGUCCUCCGACCGCUCAACACAACUGAUUCUUCUUCAGGAGAUCAAUCAGGCUCUACUGAUGGGCUCCGAGGAGGCGCUGGCAGGAAUCGCUGUUCGCAGUCUUGUUUCAUGCAUCCUCGACCUCCUCGAUGCGGAAACCAAUGAUGGUGAUGAGAGCCUGAUUGAGUUGAAGAAUCUCAGUUGUAAUGUCCUCUCUCACCUGAUGGAUGUCCUUCCAAAGGCAGCCGAUGCGGUGGUUCUCGCCAUUCCCCUUCUCCUCAAUACAAUGUCUUGCAGCUUUGUGGGUGACAUUUUGGAGCGGAUUAUCAAUGUACUCGAG